Molecule: messenger RNA, 2181 nt
Organism: Triticum dicoccoides
Lineage: Eukaryota; Viridiplantae; Streptophyta; Magnoliopsida; Poales; Poaceae
Exons: 9
Coding region: 296-1933 (545 amino acids)
Source: RefSeq, a predicted model, not a curated record
GCCUGGCCCCCCAUACGUCUCCUCUACCAAUCCAGUCCCCCCUACCCAACCCUCACGAAGCUCGGAGCUCAACCUCAUGGCCAUGGCCUCAAGCUCUGCUCCUGCAAAUCCUCCCUCGACCUCUUGGCCACGGCACCCCUCUCAGCCUCUUGGCCUCGUGCCAACCCCCUCUCAGCCCCAUGGCCUUGCUCUGAACCCCUCAUAACAGCUCCUGCCAAUCCCCUCCUCGAUUUGGUUCAUAGGCUCAAGGGAAAAGGGUAUUCUUCAGGAGAGGAGAACAUCAUAGUACAUGUGAAUGAAGAACCAAUCCAAGCCCCCUCUCAUACCAGGCUCGCCGGAUGGAUCAGAUCGACCGAGCCCGAAGCAAACGAAUGGACCGGUCCAUCGAACCCAGUCUAUCGGCGGCGCAACCCGAAGCACCGGACCCGAGCAACCUCGGGGAGAGGAGGACGGCGAGCCAGGGCAUAAGACGGUGCUCUUCACCAAGGGGGAGGACACCGGCGGCGACCUCGCCCGCGGCUCCUCCAAGGCCGCAGGCGGCGACUCCUCCAAGGCCGCGGGCGCCGACCUCGCCCGCGACUCCUUCAAGGCCGCAGGCGGCGACCACGCCCACGACUCCUCCAAGGCCGCGGGCGGCGACUCCUCCAAGGCCGCGGGCGGCGACCGCGGCCCCGACUCCUCCAAGGCCGCUGGCGGCGACCGCGUCCCCGACUCCUCCAAGGCCGCUGGCGGCGACCGCGUCCCCGACUCCUCCAAGGCCGCUGGCGGCGACAGCGUCCCCGACUCCUCCAAGGCCGCUGGCGGCGACCGCGUUCCCGACUCCUCCAAGGACACCGUUGGCGACGACUCCCGCGUUCGCCUCAAGUGCACAACCGGCUACUCUCUGAAGCGCACCAGCGACUCUCUGAAAGGGCCCAGCGAUGGAUUCAUUCUCUCAGACGAGGAAGUGUCACAUGCAGAGUAUUUAACCCAUUCAUUGAUUCAUGAUAUCGAUGGAUCGCUCAACAAAAUGGAGACACUCAAAAGAGCUAUGUGCUGUGCUGGAUGUGAGGAGGAAGUUUUGCCACUGAAGCGCUCCAAGGCUGAGGGAGCAUCCAUGACGGCUAGCCAUCUUGAGGUGGUUUCCCCGAGGUCCAAAAGGAACCUGGAAGAUGAGGAUCAAUCUGAACAGAUUUUAAAACGUUCCAAGUAUGAUAGUCCUAUUGUUGCCGAAUCACCAUGGGAAUCAUCUGGCCUGAUAGUUGCCUUGAGAAGCGUAAUGCGACGAGGGAAAGACUUGCAUCUGGAGAGGCGUGAUGUUAGGCUUGAGAAGCGGGAGCUUCGGUUGGAGAACCGUGAGGCUUGGCUGGCGAAUCGUGAGGUUAGGUUGGAAAAGCGCGAGCGUCGCUUGGAUUGCUAUGAGAAUCAGAAAGAUCAGAGUUUGGAGCAGCGGAAGGCGGAUUUUGAUAAAAACUGGGAGGGGUAUCAGAAUUGGUUGCUUUAUAAAGCUGCCCUAGAGGACGCCCCCUCUGCUUCCAAAGUGGAUGGCCCCUCUCCUGCCGCAGAGAAGGUCUCUGCUCCUGCCCCAAAGACCUCAGCUCCUAUAGCUGCUCCUGCCCCGGGGAAUCAAACUCCUGGCUCAUUGAACAGAGUUGCGGACGCUGUCAAGACUGGAGUCACCACCGUCACUGAGAGUCUGGAAAGUGCCGACAAAAUGACCACGCUUCUGGAGAAGGUUGUGGCUGCUCCGACAAGAGUGCAGGACCUAAGGAAAAGCUAUGAAGAAAACAAAGCAAUUGUCUCUGCAAUGAGGAAAAGCUACGAGGAUAACACGGAAGUUGGCUCCUCCUUCAAGAGUGUUGUUGCGGGUGUCGUGACCAGCAGCCUGUUGCUUGCAAGGCAAGCUUUGAAGGAUUUGGUACGGGGAGGUGGAGGAGAUGGUGAUGCCGAGUGAUACUUGCGCAAGUUGUCUGGAUCCACCGAUGUUUCAAAUGACGGUGAUUGUCCGCUGUGAGUGGAUACGAAGUUUUGUUGUCGUAUGUUGCUGUUGCUUUUGAAACAGAUGUGCCCUUCCAGAAUUGUUUCAUUGAUCUUACGAUAGUUGCUUGCCGAAUUGAUGUUUAUUCCUUGUUUCACGCUCUAAUGUGUAUAUACAUGCUUCUUUUACUUGAUAAUCCAUUUUGGUGAUGGUGAUUCUUAAUA